GGAUCUCUGCAGAAAUCUUGGUUUUCUUAAUUUCUUCCUUCGACAAAUCGAACCCCUCCAUGGUUUAAUCUGCAGCUACUCAUACGCUCCGGCGAGCGCAUAUAUAUGAGAAAGAAUUUGGAAGAGAUUGCAGGGGCUACAGUCGAGGAAAGACGCUCACUACUGCUCAAACUUAUGAUAUCAUUGCAGAAGUUAGCAUCUCUCCUGCGACAGUAGUCCCUAUGAAUUUCUCCUUUCCUGCAGCUCGCUGCUUCUUGAUGAGAUCCAUAUAUUGAGUUCCUUCCUAAGGGGGAAUGUGUGUGGCCGGCCGGUACCAACAACAUUGGCCUGAUUUUCAGCCUAGAUCUUCCCUGUAUUAUGUUUUUCUCAAAGCAAUUCCCUCGCCAAAUAUUCCUUCCCUCCUACUAGAAGGAUUUGGGGAAGGUGGAAUCUGGGGAGAGGUGGCGGGUUUCUCCCUAGGGUCUCUCUCUGGCAUCGGAGCUCCUCCUUUCCUACUUUCUUCUUACCCUUAUCUUUCCCUUCUUGAUCUCUCCUCCACCUUCGUCGACUGUUGUGUCUGGAACACCGAGGGAUUUGAUCAUAGUAGUGGAUUGGGCUUCUCCUAUUCAACGAGUAGGAACCUCAAUUUGGCAUAUCUCCUCAGAUGGGAUUUCAACGGAAGCCAAAUUCAACAAAGCUAUUUCUUCCUAAUUUCCAAUCAGGCUAUUGACUAUGGAGGGCAAGGGAUGUUGUGGGUGAAGCCAGUUACAGUUUGCACGGGGCGCAUGAUACUCAAGCCGGCAAAGGGGCUCUAGUUCCCUUAAUGGGUUUCGAUGGUAUGGGUUUGCAAAGGUUUGGAAAGGAUGGGAACAUGUUCAGGAGUGCAUUGCAGAGUGCACAAUGGCAACUGGGCUGCCUGGUUCUUAUACGGAACCAGAUAUUGAUGAUGUGGCCGCUUGUGUUCUGUAAGGUAAGCACAUUAUUAAAGACUAGUGCAUUGU
Molecule: messenger RNA, 980 nt
Organism: Rubroshorea leprosula
Lineage: Eukaryota; Viridiplantae; Streptophyta; Magnoliopsida; Malvales; Dipterocarpaceae
Source: the annotation of a GenBank genome assembly